This is a messenger RNA of Oppiella nova, 465 nucleotides long. Lineage: Eukaryota; Metazoa; Arthropoda; Arachnida; Sarcoptiformes; Oppiidae. The record is from the annotation of a GenBank genome assembly.
GCUAUCCUCCGACAAGACAUCAGUUGGUUCGACACCAAGACAUCCGGCGAUUUUGCCACUAAAGUCACGGCCGAUUUGGAUAAACUUCAAGAGGGUGUUGGAGAUAAGGUGGGACUUUGCAUAUUCUCCUUCUCAACAGUAUUGUGUUCAUUGGGAACAGCUUUUUAUUAUGGAUGGGAACUGACACUUGUCAUACUCUCAGUCACACCUGUUCUUAUCAUCUCAUUCAGUAUUAUCGCAAAGAUUCAGGCCCGAUAUUCAACAACAGAAGCCGAUUCUUAUGGAAAAGCCGGUGCUGUGGCCGAAGAGGUAUUGGGAGCCAUUCGGACGGUGUAUGCGUUCGAUGGACAACAGAAAGAGAUCGACAGAUACGACAAGAACUUGGAGCCCGCGAAGAAGAGUGGUGUCAGGCGUUCACUAUUCACGGCAUUAGGUCUGGCAAUGAUGUGGUUAUGCAUAUACUGU